Dipodomys ordii (Ord's kangaroo rat) is the source of this 1018-nucleotide messenger RNA. It is a transcript of the gene Slc7a13, whose product is annotated as solute carrier family 7 (anionic amino acid transporter), member 13. Gene Ontology annotation, molecular function: L-amino acid transmembrane transporter activity. The record is from RefSeq and is a predicted model, not a curated record. Gene Ontology annotation, cellular component: membrane. Gene Ontology annotation, biological process: amino acid transmembrane transport. NCBI's taxonomy places the organism in Eukaryota, Metazoa, Chordata, Mammalia, Rodentia, Heteromyidae.
AUGGGUGAAGAGGAGAAAAUACAGCUCAAAAGAGAACUUGGAUAUUUCUGGGCCACUGCUUUUUUAAUUAUUAACAUAAUUGGGGCAGAAAUUUUUGUGUCCCACAAAGGAGUUCUGGAAUAUUCUUGCAUGAAUAUAAGGAUCUCUCUGUGUGUUUGGAUUGUCUGUGCUAUACUGUCCCUGACAUAAUCCCUUUGCUUUGUAGAGAUAAGUGUCACUUUCCCAUGCAGUGCAGCUCACUACUUUUUUCGGAAGAGAUGCUUUGGCCCCAUAUCUUCUUUGCUGAGAGUUUGGACAUCCAUUUUUCUGGGACCAACAAUGACUGCUGGUCAUGCCUUGAUGCUAGCUGAGUAUGGUAUCCAACCUUUUUAUCCCGGCUGUGUUACCCCAAGUCUACCAAAGCAAUGUCUGGCCCUGGCUGCAUUGUGGAUGGUGGGAUUUCUGAAUUGCCGUGGAAUAAAAGAGAUGACCUGGCUUCAGAUGGCAAGUACAAUGCUGAAGGUGUCCAUACUUAGCAUCAUUUCCCUAAGUUGAGUGUUUAUGCUGGUAAGAUGGAGGCAGAAGAAUGUAGAAAGGUUUCAGAACAUUUUUGAUGGAGACAUUCCAGAUCUCUCCCAGAUAAAAGAAACCAUCUUCCAAGGAUCUUUUGUCUCUUCACCAUUUGUAUUUAUAACAAUAGCCAUCUGCCAGUGCUUGGUUCUGAUAUCACUGAUAAAAACUCCAAAGAUGCAUUAUGCCUAUGACUUUAUUCUCAGCGGACUACUGUUUUACAUACCUUUCAUACACUUUAAAUUGAAGUUGGUUUGGUUUGAGAAACUGAAUUGCUAUUUACAAUUGUUAUUUAAUAUCUGUAUCCCUGAUGAGCCUGACAAACCAAUGUUAGAAAUAGAAACUUACAGCCUUGGAAAAACACAUCACGUUCCAAAUAAAGACUGAACACAUAAUGAAAUUGUAAUGAUAAAAUUCCCAUGGUAACUUAUUUAAAUGAAAUAAUGUAUGUAACAGUGCCUAGGACAGA